AUGUCACAAUCAUAUGGUCGACAAUUAUACUUGAUAUACUUGUUGUUAUCAUGUGUUGUACUGUGCUCCUUCGAUACAUCGUUACUUGUUCAAUGCGAUUCAUUAAAGGGUCAACAGCAGCAACAACAACAGAACAACAACAUAGAGAACAAUAAUAACAAUAUAAUCAAUGCGAUAAAUACACAGCAACAACAACAGACUCAACAGAUACAGCAGACUCAGCAGCAUAGAAAAUAUUACUAUCACUUUAGAUUCAAUGAGACGUCAAAGUCGCCAUGGCCACAAAUGACUGGCUUUAUGCGGCCGACCUCAUCCACUCCCUCUGCUCCAGUCGAUGGUCCAGUGGGCAGUAACAGCGUCAACGACAACAACAAUGGUGAUAGUACUAACAGCGGAAAUAACAACAAUCAACAACAGAGUACACCACAACAACAACAACAACAGAGUACUCAACAACAACAACAUCAUUCAAAGGGUUCACAGCAUCAAUACACUGGCCCAUCAUCUAAACCGCUGGUAUUGUUUCAGAAUCAUAUAGAGUUGUUGCAGGUCAAUGCAAAGUCUACUCAUCAGCAGUUGCAGCAGCACUCGCAUCAACAGCAGCAUCAGAUCAAGCCACCCAGUCUCUUUCGAAAGUCAACCUACAUCAGGAACAAGGUGGAAGUUGAUGUAGAAGCGGACCUCAACGGCGACCUCGAAGAUCGCAAACUGAUCAUCUCCAAUCCAGAAAUAGUAUUCAAGAGAGGUCGCCUGUGCAUAGUUCAGAACGAGACAUUGGAGAUCACAAACACAGACCCUGAUCGUUCGAUUCAGAUAGUGGGAAUCAGAACAGAUAGUCCUCACUUUGCUUGUGACUUACUUCAACCAUAUGUUCUGAAGCCUAGGGAGACAAAGAGUGUACAGAUAUUGUUUGUGCCCAAGGAGGUUGGCGAACAUGAGGCAGUGUUUCAUUUGUUGAUCUAUGGCGGUGGACUUAUAUUCGUUGCGCGAGGACAGGCCACAGCCAACUUUUAUCAGCUCAAUCACAUAUAUGAUCAGGUCCCCUUCAACACAACGUACUCGCAUCCAAUCUAUCUCUACAAUCCCCAUAAUGUCACCCUCAAGAUAUCGGACAUCCACACGAGCGGUGGAUCAUUCUACAUCUCACUGGCCCAGCCACAAAGCCAGCAACUUGUCCCCAUUCAGCAGCCACAGCAUCCUCUCGCCAAGAAACAGAGAACAGCCAAGCGUGUUGAGCCAACAGGCAAUUGGGAGAUCGAGCCAUACACGACGUCCAACAUCAUCAACUUAUACUUCAAGUCAUCGUACUCUGGUCCCUACGCUGGCCUUGUAAAUAUCGAAACGAAUGUGGAGAACUUUCAGAUACAGGUCGACAUCCUGUCGGUCGGCGAAGGUGUCCACAUUUCCCCAAGCGAGAUUGACUUUGGCUAUCUGACCAGCAAGACUGACUACAAGUCCGUGUCGCUCUACUUCCUCAAUGCCAACGAGCAGAUGUUGAACAUCAUGGAGAUCCAUCCCGAUGUGCCCGAUCCCAACCUUCGCUUUUUUCUUCACUAUGAUGUGAUCCCAGCCGACAAAUCAAAAAUCGAUAUAGCUCAGUUCUUCUAUACGAGCGAUGUGGAGGGUAGCUUCAGCGGAAAGAUUAUAAUCAAGGUAUUUGGAUACAAGGAUAUCGAGGUGCCAUAUCGCGCCAAUGUGCUGUACGGCGACUUGAGCUACCAUCCCCGCAACAUCCUGUUUCCAAUCGACACUUCGCUCAAGAAGCAACCCGAGGUCAUCGAGAACCAGCUGGUGCUCAAGAACAACUUCCCGGUGCCACUCACCAUCCUCUCGGUGCAGAUCAAUGACGAGCACUUCAAGGUGAAGAACGCAUCGCUGGGCAAGACGGUGAUGCCGCACGCACAGUGGGACGCCAUCAACAUCCAGUUCACUCCCAAUGGCAAGGUGAAGGGCAAGCAUGCGUCCCUCCUGGUCGACACCAACAUAUCCACAUUCGAGAUUGAUCUGCAGGCUUUUGACGGUCACCUCGUCUACACGCCCAGUCCCCUGGUCGUCAUGGAUUCUCAUGACUUCUUCAUCGAGGAUGUUAAGCCUAUUGACUUUGGUAUUAUGGGAUUGGCAGAGAGACGAAGCAGACCAUUCCAGUUGAAGAAUCCAAAUCCAUUCCCAUUGAUCAUGUUUUGCUUUGCGACGAAUGAUGGAAGUACGGACACAGUUUCACUCACGCUGGACGGCAUGUAUAAUGAGCGCGGUCAGUUUGUCGUGGACGCCUCCGACCUCAGCCUGGAGGACCAGAAUUUCUUCCACUUUUGCUGUCGCGGCAAGGACCACCCGAUCCUCAUUCUAGAGUCGGGCUACACGGCCACCUUUAACCUGGAGUUCCUUGGCAAUGGCAGUGGCGCGGGAAAGGGUCACUUCACUGUGUCCACGCAGCUGGAGAGUCUAUCCAUCCCCUACAACUGGCAUCUCAUGGACGGCACAAUGUCAAUCGAGCCACAGGUCAUCAACUUUGGCCAGAUCCUGCUUGGACAGACUGUGACACAGACACUGAUUGCCAACAACACCUACAACAUCCCCGUCAACAUUACCUCUGUCGACUCGAGCGACCCAAGGAUCAGCUGUCUCAUGCAUACAUACUCGCUGGCGUCAAACAAGGCGACGCACUUUGCCACACUGGUGUUUGAGCCCCAUGACACCAGCCUCGACGAGGUGUUCCCGCUGUUCCAGCCACACUACGAUCACAAGCAACUGCUGCAGUAUGUGGCGCAUGAGGAGGUCGAGGACUACCUGAGGAGCGACAUGUUCUGGACGUCCAAGACCAGCUUCCAGAUCUACUCGACUUUUACGAUCCACACAGACACACUCACUGACUACACGGUCAAGACCACAUCGACCAUCGUCAAGCCCAGCCUCUACCAGCUGCCAGCCGACGUGUCCGUGUUCAAUGCAGGCGCAUCCACCAUGACCAACAGCAACAUGUUACCUGGGCUGCUCGACUCGUCAAACAGCACGAUCGACUUUGGUGUCGUCACGAUCAACCUGCAGGUGCUCAAGGAGUUUUUGAUCUACAACCCGCUGGAUGUGCCAGUGGUCGCCGAGCUGUUGCCCAUCGAGACAGAGUCCAACAUCUACAACUACCUCAAGGUGUGCGGCAUCAACUCCACACUUUCAUUCAGCGACUCGAGCCCCAACCAUCAGCAGUAUCACCAACAGCAGCAUGGCAUUGGACACGUAAGCCAUAGCCACCUGCCCAACCCGUACAAGGUGGGUCGCGAGGUCAUGGCGCCCAUCACGAUCCCGCCACGCGGCACCGCUCGCUUCGGACCCAUCCGCUUCCAGCCCAACAACAACACCAACUUUGUAUCGAUGCUGUUGCUCAGGAACAACUACACAAACUUCCAUCCCAUCCGUCUGCAAGGCAAGGGUGACGGAGGUCGUCUGGUCUUUGUCGAAGAGGGCAACCCGUUCGCCGAGCUCAGCUCGGUCGCUCUCGACCUGAACAAAACACACCUGACGCCAUGCAUCUUCAAGGGUCGCGAGGAGGUCGACCUCAACUCGGACAUCCUGGUCGACUCCAAGGGCCACAAGAGCAGCCACCACCACACGAUGCACAGCAACGAGAUUGGCCUCACCAAGAAGUUCACCCUAAUGAACAAGGGCAACCUCCCCGUGGACAUUCGAGACAUCUCACUCAACGAUCACAAGUGCGGUGGCUUUGGAUUCACGAUUCACAACUGCAAGGACGUGAAGCGUGUGAUCAAGCCGGGCGAGUCGGUCGAGAUGCACAUCUCAUUCGAGCCCGACUUCUCCACGUCGCUGAUCAAACGCGACCUCGCCUUCAGGACCAACCAAGACACGUUCCACUUCACCCUGAUCGGAUCGCUGCCACAUGACUACCUGCCACUGUGCACGCAUCUGCAGCAAUCAUUGUUCUAUGAGUAUCCGGCCAAGAUUGUGUUCAUUGUGAGCAUGAUUGUGCUCUUCAUGGUCCUCAUCUACCUCACGUUCAGGGAGUACUCCAAGCCGGCACUCUAUGGCACUGGCAAGUCCUCGUCGUCGGCAACUUCGUCGUUGCUGCGUCACCUCUUACCUGGUGGCGGUAGUGGCAAUGGCAACAAUCAAGAUGUGCACCUCAACAACACGCCCAAGUCUCCAGACAAGUCAAACGUGGAGUAUAGUAGCUCCAGUCGUGGAGGAGGCAACAAGAAAAAGAAGAGCCACAGCACAUCUGGCAGUCAUCACAAACAAUCGACUUCGACAAUGGGCGAUGCCAUCCCCCAUCUAUCACAUUCAAACAAAGCGUCAAACAGUCUUGUGGCAGACAGCAGCAAUGGCAAUGGCAACGGCAACAACGGUGGCAAGCUUUAUGCUGAGGCUGCCACUGUCGACUCCUCGUCCAAGGGCGCUGCCAAGUCACACCACAACUCUGUGUCCAAGUCAACAACGCCAUCAGAGUCGCCAAUUGCAACUACAGCAACAGGUGUGUCACCUCUUAUCGCCCCUAGAGAGUUGGAUGCAGCUGACGACUUGGACGUUCACAACAACACUGCUGUCUCAAGCACGAUCAACACACCCACAUCGCAGCAAAUGACACCCCUUAUCCAGUCCAUCAUGAACUUGCAGCCCAUCUCACAGGACGAGGACGACUCGGUCACACAAGAAGAGAUUGAGGGAAGCUCCAUUGGAUCAUCGCUGUCAUCGUCGCAAGAGUUGUUGAUGCCUCACACUUCUAAUGGCGGUGACUCUGAGCAAGGAUCGCCCAGAUCAUCUGGCAAUGAGUCGCAACAGCCACCGUUACUUCAGCAAGAUGAGCAAAUGAAGACUGAAACAACCGUGUCAACGCCACUGGCAAUCUCGCUCGACUCUUUGUCCACAAAGAAAAAGAAUCAGACGUCUUCGUCCAGCGCGCCACUACACAAGUCCCAUGACCCAUUGCCAAGUAUCGGCGAGAAUGACGACUCGUCAUCGUCAAAGGCUGCCUCAAGCAAGAGCUCAAAGCAUGACCAAGCCAAUGAUCACAAGAGAAAGGCGACAAAGGAUCAGCCCACACCUCCAAACUCCUCGCCCCAACACCUUGGUAACUCUCUGGUUCCUCAAGCAAAGUUCCAACAACGCGAGCCAAAGCCAAGGAAGCAGUUUGAGCCCAAGACCAAGACGCCCAAGGUCUAUGUGCCUAAGACUCCACAGCCGGCCCAACCACAACAAUCCACUCCAACUACACAAUCACCAUCCACCUCGUCAUCCCCAGCCACUGUUGUCGCAGCUACUUCCAAUGCCCUACCACAACUCCAACAGCAACAGGCACCCAACAACAACAACAACAACAUUUCCCGAUUCCCAACUUCCUUACCCCACCGAUUAGCCUAUGACGCCGAUCCAUUUGGUCCAUCUCUCACGCAGCAGAUGCCGGCUCAUAGCAAUGUGUUUAGCCCCUUCUCGUUUGGAUCACCUAGCAACAGCAGCGGCGGAGACAGCAACAACAACACAUUCCACGUGGACACAAUGACAUCAAGCAACUGGUUGUCAAACAUCCACAACUCAUCUUCGACCGAACACCAUCGAGCACCAAUCAAGGACCAUGGCGUAAUUGGCAGCGGCAAGCUCUCCGCCAAACCCAUGCCAUCGUUCUUCAGCAUCGACAGCCCAUCGUCAUCGAUGCUCAAUAGUAGUAGCGGCAGUGUCUCUGGCUCCGGCGAUCAUCUCGGCUCCGACACGGACAACCCAUUCCUGAGGAUGUUCCCAUCGAAUCUUGACUCGUCAACACAACACAACCGAUAUCUGGACCUGCAGUCAUCGCCCAACAUGUUCUCGUUUAGCUCCACUACCUCGAACGACCCAUUGUACCAGCCUACAUACGACUUGUUUAGCAAUUCAAACCGACAGUUCUAUUCUUUCAAUCAACAACAACAACAGCAACAGCAACAACAACAACAACAACAACAGCGUUCUCCAACGUCGCACCCCAUCAGCGACCCAUUCUCCAAGUAUCAAUAG
Molecule: messenger RNA, 5994 nt
Organism: Acytostelium subglobosum LB1
Lineage: Eukaryota; Evosea; Eumycetozoa; Acytosteliales; Acytosteliaceae
Exons: 7
Coding region: 1-5994 (1997 amino acids)
Cellular component (GO): membrane
Source: RefSeq, a predicted model, not a curated record